Nezara viridula (southern green stink bug) is the source of this 237-nucleotide messenger RNA. The record is from the annotation of a GenBank genome assembly. Lineage: Eukaryota; Metazoa; Arthropoda; Insecta; Hemiptera; Pentatomidae.
AUGACUAGAUCUCCGCGAAGAAGUUAUCGUUACGGUUAUGAUAGCAGUACCGAAGGGUACCGGUUCCCAUUGGGUCCCUCCCGUAACCGUAACCGGUGUAGUUUUACGGGAGGGAUCGACAUGAACCGGUAUCUGAAUGGUUAUUUAGUCCCUAUCUGGCGCUCUGACGCUGGAAUACGCUGGAACCGUAUCAGUAGCGAGCCUACAGCUACCGGCCACCGCGUCGAGAUCGCCUAA